This is a messenger RNA of Macrosiphum euphorbiae (potato aphid), 396 nucleotides long. NCBI's taxonomy places the organism in Eukaryota, Metazoa, Arthropoda, Insecta, Hemiptera, Aphididae. The record is from the annotation of a GenBank genome assembly.
AUGUCAAAUAUUUUCAAAUCACAUCUAGCAUCCUGGGCUACCAAAGAAAAUAUUACUUUAAAGGCUAUGGAUGGUUUGCUGAAAAUACUCAAAAGACAUGGUGGUCUUGAAUAUCUUCCUUCAUCAUCGCGAACAUUGUUAAAAACUCCAAGAACUACUUACAUCAAAUCAGUUGGAGCAGAAGGUAGUUAUUGGCAUUAUGGACUGGAAUUAGGAUUAUUUACUUUUUUAGAGAGGUCUAAAAGUUAUCAUUUAGAAAAUGAAUCAAUCAACUUAAUGUUCAACAUUGAUGGCUUACCAUUGAGUCGUUCAUCAUACAAUGAAAUCUGGCCAAUUUUAGGCUCGAUUUUCAAAAUAAACUAUGUAUUUAUAUUUUAUAGUAUGUCAUGUAUUUAA